AUGAAUUCAUCAUCAAAGAAUGGAUCAACUAACAAUAUUAACUCUGCUGAUAAUAGUUAAAACUAAUAAUAAUUAGUUUCAACUUAAAUGGAAUAUUAAAAAUAUGCAUAAGCAUAAGCAUAAACAGAAAUUCAAUAUUAUAUUUAUUAAGACCUAUAAAACACAAUAAACUUAAUGUAUGCAAGAAAAGCUGUUCUUGAGUAUUUCAAAAAUAAUCCUACCCAUGAGAUGAUUACACAGAGUAAUAAUAAAUUAAUUUUAUAAUUAAAUUUAUCCAAUACAAUCCAUUUCGAUUAAUAAUAACAAUAUAAGGAACAACCCUAAUUGCUUAAAUUUUUAAAGGAAGAAAGAAGUAAAGCUUAUAAAAUACUUGAAAAGAUGAUUGACAAUAAUGGUUUAUUUCUAAAUCGUAAUUAAAGCAAUGAUGAUGUCGUACCAAAAUACUUUAAAGAAUACAAAUAAAGAUACGCAAAAUAAGAGUUUAAGAUGAAUGAUUAGAUUCCAUUAUAAUAAACAAAUUAAGUAACAACAUUUGAUGAAGGAGUGCUAUCUAACAUUAUUUCAUCAAUUUAAAAUACUGAUAAUCAGAUUGAUUAAAUAAGAAGGAAUAAAUCUUAUAAAGUUCCUGAUCCAAAUGAAAUUCUAUAAAAAGCAAAGUAUUAAUUUUAUAUUAGUUUAGUGAUUAUUACAAGAAGGCUUAAGGAUAAUUAAAAAACAACUUUCCAAAUGAUUAAAUGAGUCUAGAAAAUUCAAUCAGUAAAGAUCAAAAAAAUGGCACUUGUGAAGAUUUUAUGAGUGAAAAAUUGGAAUUAAUAAAUUAUUUAAUGUUUUCAGGUUUUUUUAAUGAUUAAACAAUUUAAUGUAAUAGUUAGAAUGUCCUGCAAGAAUGGAUUAAUUCAGUAAAAGAUUAAUUAAUACUAUCUCAAUCCUAAUAUAAUUGGGUUAAGGAAUUUUAUUAAGAGAAAGUGGACUUUGAGUACCACCUCAAAUUGUAUUAUUUUUUCUCCAUAUUUUUUGAAUAUUAGUAGAAAUCUAAAGGUGGUUAUGAGAAUUAAAAAAUAUUUAUAUUUCAAAAUUGCUUAAUGAAGAGUCGAGAAUAAAUUAUGUACAAAACUAAAAAAUUCCUUUAAUAUUUAGGACAAAUUGAAUUCUCAAUGGGUUUAAGUCCUCAAAAACCAGAAAUUCUUUAAGAUAGCAGUUACAUUUAUGAAUUGUAUUAAAUAUUCUGUGAUAAGAGAAAAUGUUAUUGA
Molecule: messenger RNA, 1250 nt
Organism: Paramecium octaurelia
Lineage: Eukaryota; Ciliophora; Oligohymenophorea; Peniculida; Parameciidae
Source: the annotation of a GenBank genome assembly